AUGGAUGCCAAGCAGGCAUCCAUAAAAAAGACAAAGAGUGGCAAAGAGCGCAGGCAAAUAUACGGCGACUUGAGGGAGCUUCGAAAGGAAUACAGAGAAAGAGAACGCAAGUGCGUUAGCAAUCUAGUAGGAGGAAGCAAGGUGGUGCUGGCUACGCUUCACGGAGCUGGCGGUCACCAGCUACGCAACGAAAAGUUUGACGUUGUGAUUAUUGACGAAGCAAGCCAAGCGCUCGAGGCACAGUGCUGGGUGCCAUUGCUGUCAGCCAACAAGGCCGUAUGUGCCGGCGAUCACCUGCAGCUGCCUCCGACGAUCAAAUCCAGCAACUCCAAGACGGCUCUCAAGCUCAAGGACCUCGCAGAGGCGAAGCCGAUUAAGGGUCUGACACUCGAGACGACGCUCUUUGAUAGACUGCUGGCACUCCACGGACCAUCGAUCAAGCGAAUGCUCACAACGCAAUACCGAAUGCAUGAGAAAAUCAUGCGCUUCCCUUCCGACGAGCUCUACGAGUCAAAGCUAGUUGCUGCUGACGCAGUCAAGGCGAGGCUUCUCAAGGAGCUAGAAUACGACGUGGAGGAUAGCGAGGAUACGAACGAGCCGCUCAUCUUCAUUGAUACGCAAGGCGGUGAUUUCCCCGAGCGCAGCGAAGAAGAGGAUGCCGAUAAUCCGAAAAAGGGCAAGGCCAGUCUACAUAGUGACAGCAAAAGCAACGAAAUGGAAGCAGCUCUGGUGCAGCAGCAUGUAGCGAUACUAGUGGAGGCUGGGGUGCGAGCAGAAGACAUUGCGGUGGUGACGCCGUACAAUGCGCAGCUGGCUGUUCUUGCGCCGCUCAAGGAAAGGUUCCCAGGAAUCGAGCUCGGCAGUGUCGAUGGCUUCCAGGGUCGCGAGAAGGAAGCCGUCAUUGUGAGCUUGGUACGAAGUAACUCCGAGGGUGAGGUGGGUUUCUUGGGCGAAAAGAGACGGCUGAACGUGGCCAUGACUCGACCGAAGAGGUCCCUGACGGUAAUUGGAGAUUCGGAAACAGUAAAGAGGGGCAGUUCAUUCCUAAAAAGAUGGAUGGACUAUUUAGAGGACAAUGCCGAUCUGCGGUACCCCGACCUAUCCUCGCUAAACACGAGCCGGUAA
Messenger RNA from Akanthomyces muscarius, 1125 nucleotides. RefSeq lists its product as uncharacterized. Bases 1 to 1125 code for a protein of 374 amino acids. NCBI's taxonomy places the organism in Eukaryota, Fungi, Ascomycota, Sordariomycetes, Hypocreales, Cordycipitaceae. The transcript is spliced from 4 exons. The record is from RefSeq and is a predicted model, not a curated record. Gene Ontology annotation, molecular function: 5'-3' DNA helicase activity.